Exaiptasia diaphana is the source of this 4071-nucleotide messenger RNA. RefSeq lists its product as uncharacterized. The record is from RefSeq and is a predicted model, not a curated record. Lineage: Eukaryota; Metazoa; Cnidaria; Anthozoa; Actiniaria; Aiptasiidae. Gene Ontology annotation, molecular function: microtubule motor activity; ATP binding; microtubule binding. Gene Ontology annotation, biological process: microtubule-based movement. The transcript is spliced from 8 exons.
CGUUAUCAUUGCACUUAUCAACGGUGCUAAACAUCUCCCUCACAAGGGGAGUAAGAUAACCCGAAUGCUUCAAGAGUCAAUUGGAAAUCCAUCCUGUCGUACAACCAUGAAAAAAAACGUAUCGCCAUCAUUGCCAUUUUACAACGAAACACUUGCUAUAGCACACUUGGCAUCAAGACUACAUAGGCUCAGGAAACGCAAAGGAAAGGGCUCAAGUACCAGUUCAUCAGGCGGCGAAAGUUCCUGUGAUGAAUCACGGAUACGAAAACCGCGACUUCGUACAGCAGAGCCUCGCCUUCGUACAACAGCAAUUCCAGAUAGGUUACGCGAGGACUGCGCUCAAGGACAAGGUGAUAAUUCCGACUACAACUCAAGUACUGGAGAGGAAUCAUGUGAUACAGUGAUAUAUGUGGGUCCCGACGGGGAGCUAAGUGACAGAGAACUCACCGAUCAUGAAGGACCUCCAUCAUUGCAUCACUACAAACAGAAGAACACCUCUCCUUGGGAAGACUGUGAAACAACACGUUCUUUGAAACAAAAAAAAGAGGCAAUUGAAAACCUUGAUUUAGACGAAGAAGAAGAAACAAAAAAAAAAAAGACUCCUACACCAGAUGUGAACAUUGAUGAAGAAACUAAAAAAAAUGAAGAGGAGACAAAUAUUGCAGUUGAUACAAUGGAAAAUAAAAAAAAAUUGACGUGUUCUAGCGAACCAAAUGUAAUUGAGCUGCAAGUAACUUUAAAUCGUAUCCCUAGCUUACAAGAUGUCAUUGAACCAACCGCUAAAAAAAAUCAACCAGAUAAUAUUCCUACUAUACAGAAUGCCACUGAACAAAAAAAAGCCAUAAAUCAACCAGAGAAAAUCCCAAGCUUAGAGGACGCUUUUGGACCAAAUGUAACAGAAGAGCCAGAUGAUGUUCCCAUCAUAGAAAAAAAAAAAAAGCAAACCACACAUACUCAUUGCAAUGCUGCUCUUGAUGAAAAAAAAUUUGAGGAACUUCAAGAACUCGAGUUUCUUGAACAAACAUUAAAAAAAAGUCUUAUGUCAGAUGAGGAAUAUGAAUUUCAAGAAAAAGACAAAAAAAAAAAUUUCACUGAACAUCCCACGUUUCAUCCCACGGAUUUUAAAAAAAAAGGUCAAGAAUUAACAGAAAAGGAGUUAAAAGAAACGGCCAAGUAUGCUCUUAGCAAGACUGAAAGUUUACUUGAAAUUGAGCCUGAAAAAAAAAAAAAUUUGGAGGAUUGGAAUGAGUCUAGUGUUGAUAUCGUUUCAAUUAUGAGAUGCCACAAACCAGCACGUGUCAUUCAUUCCAAUCCAGUUGAAAAAAAAAAAGAAAGUAAAAAGAGUCACACUUCAAAGUCGAGCAGUUCCAAAAAAAAUUCAUCGGAUGCCGAAAGUAUCGUCCUUCCAGAGAAACCAUAAAAAAAAUUUAUGACUUGUGACGCUGUUAAUGAUGAUAGUGAUAACUCGGCCAUGAAAUCCAUAAAAAGACAUUCUGGCAGCUUUAUAGUAGCGAGUUCAAAUGGAGACAUCAAAUAUCGAUAUGAUGUCACUGCUAAGCUGAUUGAGGCAUGUCAACCUGAAGGGUACUUUUCUAACUCAGGACAGUGUUUCGUUCUGGAAGACCAGCAAAGCCCAGACGAAUUCUAUUACGACGAUACAGAGAAAAAAAAGGGCGAAAAAGAAGAUGACACAGAGACUGUCACUGUGUUAUACUCUGAUGAGCGUGGUCAGGGUAUCGAGAAAAACAUCUCAAGAGUUCUCUCUGAUGACUCGCUGUUUCCUGACUUGGACCAAAAGCUCGACAACAUCAACCCAGUCGAUCGUGAUAGAGAAACAGAGAUGUCACUCACACUGGCUGACGGAGCUAGUGAUAGCCCUGAUUCCGAUCAAGAUCUCCCUCCAAGAUCACCGGCCAUGGAUACUCCUAUGAAGUUAUUUUAUCACCUGGUUCCGUCUCCUCAUUCGUCAUCAAAUGAGGAUCUAGAUGACAGCCAAUCGGCAAAGGUGAAGGUAACGGCGUCACUUUCCCCUAUACAAGAAUGYCCAUCUAGAGAAAAAAAAAUAAAUCGAUCAACGGAUAGCCUUUCAAAUGAGCUUAGGGAUCAGAACUAUAAUGUUCUUGAAACGGCCACUAAAGAUAUAAAAAUAAAUAAAAAAAAAAGAGAAGCUAAUUCACCUCCAUCAAAAUACUUCAGAACUGUAAAAAAAAAACAAAAACAGAAACYUCCAGGAGAUAAACACGAGUUGCAUGGAUUGAUUCAGAGACUUGUUACUGAGCAGUUAAUGGAGGCUCAAGGGAUAACUGGAGAAAUAAAGAUUUCUCGUCCUCAGCCAAGGCCAGCUGUUGAGCGUAUGACACGCGGUAACAGGCGAUGUAAAGUCAUUUCCCCAAAUGAUUCAGCCAAUCAAGAUAUUCUGCUACCGCCACUUAAGCCUCAUAGACGUUCCAUGUUGGACAAAGCACGUGUGAUCCGAUCACCAAAACUUGGUGUUCGACGCGACAAGGAUUAUGGGAGUGACGUUGUUAGUUAUCAAAGAGACUACAAUGAUGACUCUAGUGAUAGUUCACUCACAACAAGAACAGAGCCAUGGUCGUCUCCGGUACGACCACGCCCUGUGCACCUCAUUCCUAUCUCACAGACAAAAAAAAUAACGUUCUUGGGUUGUGAAACACCCGCUCAAUCCCACAAUACCAAAGUCGUUCCGGUUGAUAAUGAUAGUCCAGUUGAAGCAAGCGAUGAAAAAAAAGAAACCGAAAAUUCUCGAUUUAAACAUGAUCGAUAUCAGGAAAAAAAAAACCAAAGCGAACCUGAAGUACAAAAAAAAGGAAGAAGAAGAAAAAAAAAUGAUGAACGUGGUUAUGUGAGCGAGGGUGAUCAUAAAAGCAAAAAAAAAGACAGUUUUGUGACAUAUGACGGUUCUGAACUAUCAGAAAGCGAAGCAGAAACACGACGUUUGCACCAUAGUGAACCACAUGUAGGGCGCAAAAAAAACCUGAAACGACCAGCCAUCAGCCGUGAGAAAAUCAAUCCCAAGACUCCUUACGCACCGCAGGCCGAGUACAAAACACGUCACCAGCAUCAAAAAAAAACGCAUAAAAUUAUCUACAGAUUGUCUGGAGAAUUUACAACAGUUGCCAACACAGCACCAGCUAGUGGUAGUAUGUCUGGAAUUUCCUCGUCUCCAAAUCGAAGAAUUAGUUCAACAAGUACAGUUAACAGCUGCCCUGGAAUGGCUUUAGGUGAAAGCACGAGUACCGUAUGGGUUCUAAGUGAGCCUGCAAUGUCUAGUGAAGAAAUGACAACCGAUGAGCAAUCAGUGCCAGGGACACCAGUCAGCUUGCAACGCGGGAGAAGGCUGAGUAGAUUGCGAUUGUUUAGUCGUGACAGGGGAAGUGGUUACAGCAGUGGUCACGCCAGUGACAGUAGCGUCAACGAAAGUCCACGCCCUCGGCAAAGUAGAGUGAAGGAGCUUCGAAGAUCAAAGUCAGCUUCAACUAGAUCUGAUGCAGCCAGCAGUAGUGGCUAUGAGAGUAUGCGGAAUGAUACAAGCCAUGCGAAAAAAAACAGCUGUAGUGAAAGAGACUCGAGUAAAAAGAAAAAGAAAAAAAAAAAACCUGUUCCCAAAAAAAAAAAACGAAGCAGCUCUGCCCCACCCUCCAAUCGACGUAGAUCUCGAUCACCACGUCGAUGGUUUAGUCGGAAGUCACUGGACGAUCACGUGGAGAUAAAGGUGUAUCACGUGGAUGACAUUGACAAACUACAGAAGUUCAUGCGUUCUGAGGCUAAUGAGGAAAACUACAUAAAGCUCCACGGUCUCAAAGAACAACAGACGGUCCUGAAAGCUGAAAAAAAAAGGUCCCGUCAGAGGCUAAUCGACAAUGAACAGCGAUGGAGAUUUGCAGUAAGAGCCGAAGGAAUGUUUCCAAGUGACGAUCCGAGGCUCGCUCAAGCUCUGGAGAUGGAGAAUGUUAUGCUGGAGAAACGAAUCAAAGCUUGCAAGUCUCACUUAAUGAUGGUUACCUCGUAAAAAAAACUUGUUACAGAAGUCUAAAUUUGUUUACCUCUCAU